AUUUGUCAAUCAAUUGAGCAAAAUGUCUGCGAUCUUCAAUGCCAGUCGGGAUAGCAAGACGGAUAUUGAAUAUCAGACGAUCUCCUCGACUGUGAGCUUCCUGCCAGAGGAUCAAACGGAGCGUCUGCACAAUCUCAUAUCCAAGGAUCAGCUAGAUAAGCUGCAUCAGGCCUUCAGCGAGCGUCCCGACUCACAGGUCGGCUUCGGUGAUCUGCGCAGUCUGCUGCUGGAUCAUGACAUCACCUUCAACGAUGCCGUGUACAAACGCCUCUUCCUGAAGAUCAACCAGAAUAGGGACUUUCGUGUCGAUUGGAAUGAGUUUGUCUCGUAUCUGAUCUUUGGCUUCCAGGAGGAGGAUCCCAGCAGCCAAAAGGAGUCGCUCAUUCUGCCCAUUUCGGUGGCGCCCUCGGUGCGAAAGACCGAGCACCGAUCCACUGUGUGCUGUGUGGCUCUGCUCAAGGCCAAGUCGGAUCAGGUGCCCAUCGAGGAGGUCACCGAGACGGUUAACUUCUCCUUUGGCGGCGAAGAUUCCCCCGAAGCCUCGGGCAUGUGGGUGACGGCCAGUCACGAGGGCAUGCUGCGCUUUUGGACCUCCCACAUGGAGCCCAUUCGCACAGCAACCUCGGAGAGCAUUCACCUGAAGAUGCCCACUUGGAUACUGGCUGUGCAGGCUCUCUCGGAUGUCAGCAUCGUGUGCACCUCAUCCACAGAGCGGGAGCUGCGCUUUCACGAGACCAUCGCCUCGACCUUUACGCUGCGUAUGGUGAUCCGCAGCAUGCCCCACGCUGUCUACUGCAUGAGCUAUGCCUUCUACAACAAUGGCAAGGUGCACUCGAAGCUGGUGCUGGGGGACUAUGCGGGCAAUGUGAGAAUUAUCUCAUACUCGCCGCAUCUGCGCGGUCCGUUCCAGGCCAAGCCGGGCGCUGCCCUCAUCGAGGUGGUGUGGACGGACGUGCUGAAGGGCAAGAUACCGCAGAUGAUACCCAAGGAGUACAUCAAUUUGCACAACGAGAUGAUCACCUGUGUCCACUAUUCGCUGCACAUGAACGCCCUGUUCGCCACAGCAGAGUACAGGAACACCAAGAAGUAUCGCGGCCGCUGCCCGGGCAUGAUUAUGGUCACAUACGAUGAGCGUAGCAACUUCCGUGUGCCCUUGGGUGUUUCCACUUUCUUUGUGGCGGAGAGCCACAACAUUGUCGUCACAGGCGGACCCGACACGUUCGUCAGGAUCUGGGAUGUCUAUAUCCCCACAGAACCCUCGGCCAUACUCACCGGUCACAAUGGGGGCAUUGUCACGGUCUUUGUGCAGCCGGAGGAGAACAAAGUGUACAGCGUGGACUACCAGAAGAUCAUCAAAGUGUGGGAUCUGCAGGAGCACACGUUGCUCCAGACCUAUGGCGAGUUGGUGCGUCUCAUACAUCCCAGCGAAACGGAUUUGACUUACUUCUACCACUCGCAUCUGCGCGAGCUCAUUGUGGCCGGUCGCAAGUUAAUCUCCAUCAAGUGCUGUCCACGCGUGCGCGUGGAUCUCACCGAUGGCAACACGCAUGCGGCACCCGUCUCCGUGGUGCUGUACAAUCAUUUAUUUCGGAAUAUCGUCACCUGUGGCCUCGACAGCUACAUCAUUGUGUGGGAUCCAUGGACUGGACGGCGCAAGAUCAUCAUGAAGAACUGCCACACGAAGAUGAUUUACGGCGAGAUCAUUGACAUUGAGAUCACAGCCGCCACCUUCGAUCCACUCGAGCAGUUCCUGCUAACGGGCGCCCGCGAUGGUUCCCUGAAGAUUUGGAACUACAAUAAUUCUGUGGUGGUGCGUAACAUGAGCAUAAUGCCGGAUCAGGAGGUGACUUCAGUCAUUUGGGUGGUGGAUCGCAUUCUGGCCAUGGGCUGGGAUCGUCAGGUAACCGAAUUCAAUGAUGUGGAGGGUCGCGAGUAUGGGGAUCCCAAGAAGUGGUCGAAGUUCCACACGGACGACAUCACCUGUGCGGACGUCAAGCUGGGCGAGGGCGUGGUAACUGCCACCUACUCGGGUGAGGUUAUAUUCUGGAAGCUGGAAACGGGCCAGCCCUAUCGCCGUUACAGCGUCAUGGAUCCCAAACGCUUCAUUGAGCUCAAACUGACCGCCGAGGAGGAGAAGUUAAUGCGUCGCAGCAAGCGUCUGAUGUCUCGCACGAGUCACGGCACCAGUCGCAAUAGUCGGGUGACAUCCUUCACCACCCCAGCUCUGCCCAAGCCAGAGGACACUCGAGAUUAUGGCCAGAAUGUACCAAUUUCCGUACAGGCUGUGCUGUUCCUGCAAUCACGUCCACAGACCCUGCAUCACGGCAGUGUCUUUAUCUCUUUGGACACUGGCUAUAUACAGAUGUAUUCGCAUCAUCAGCGCGGCGGCUACAUGGAUCAGUUCAUGUCUGUCCAUAAGACGGGCGAUUGUGUUCUUACCAUGUGCACAGAUCGCAAGAAUCGUUAUUUGUACACGGGCACAGCUUUUGGGUAUAUCAAGAUCUGGCAUAUAGUCAACUAUUGCGUGCCCGAAGCGGAGAAGGUGCACGUCUGCAUGCCCAAACUCCGACUCGAAUUUAUCUUCCUGCGUAAGGAGUUCUGGGUGACACGGGCCAAGCGUGUGGUGCGACAUCAGCGUGAACCGCUGCUGGUCAGCUCCUACAAGGCGCAUCUGAAGGCCAUCAAUUCCAUUUCAUUCAUAAAUCUGCCCAAGAUUGUGUUUUCUGGCAGCCACGAUUACUCGUGUCGUUUGUGGACACAGGGCGGCCGCUACUUGGGCACUCUGGGCACAGUUUUGCCCUGGUCCAAGCUCACACCCUUUGAGCGUGCUGGGGACGUUAAUCAAGUCUAUCGCCUGCCGCCGGACAUCAAAAAGGUGGCCAGCUCUACGACACUUAAGGUUAUCUCUGGCCUCCAAAUGGAUCGACCCGUCAAGCGUACCGAGGCCAAGGCGCCCGAGGAGCGUGAAGAGCAGACCGCACAGACGGAAGAUGGCUACGAUCUAAAGAAAAUCUUCGAAAAGCCAUUGAAGGAACCCAUUCUGGGCAAGCACUUCACGCUCCCCGGCAAGAGUGUCAUGGAUCAGCGCAUCGAUGUGGACACCACACAGAGCUACAUUGCUGUCUACACGCAUCUGAAGGUGCACAACACGGAGAUGCUCGAACGUUUGCCCACGCCAGCUGUGAUAAGUCGCGUGGCGGCGGAGAAUUACUUGGAGCAUUAUGUGCCCGUCGAGGGCAAAGUGAACCUGAGUGGAUCGGCGCUGAAUAUUAAGCAGCCGCCGCGUCGUCCUGCAUCGUUGCGACCCAAAGAUCCACGGAAUAUGCGCAUGGCCAAGACACGCGGCGACAUGGGUCCCGGGCCGAGUCCCAGUCAGCAGAGUCAGUAGUCCGUUGCCUCGGGUAUAAUUUAUGUAU
This is a messenger RNA of Drosophila guanche, 3416 nucleotides long. RefSeq names its product WD repeat-containing protein on Y chromosome. The transcript is spliced from 6 exons. Gene Ontology annotation, molecular function: protein binding. The coding region runs from base 23 to 3388 and encodes 1121 amino acids. The record is from RefSeq and is a predicted model, not a curated record. NCBI's taxonomy places the organism in Eukaryota, Metazoa, Arthropoda, Insecta, Diptera, Drosophilidae.